Molecule: messenger RNA, 3357 nt
Organism: Oncorhynchus tshawytscha (Chinook salmon)
Lineage: Eukaryota; Metazoa; Chordata; Actinopteri; Salmoniformes; Salmonidae
Product: phosphodiesterase 6A, cGMP-specific, rod, alpha
Exons: 22
Coding region: 106-2685 (859 amino acids)
Biological process (GO): signal transduction
Molecular function (GO): 3',5'-cyclic-nucleotide phosphodiesterase activity; protein binding
Source: RefSeq, a predicted model, not a curated record
GACAGUGUAGCCACACAGCACAGGGCUAACCAGCACAGUGAGCUGAGGAGAGACACUUCCAGCUCUUUGAGGAGCUAUAGCAUAUAGACACACAUCAGCUGAAAAAUGGCAGCCGUGGACAAAGACGUGGCUGAGAAGUUUCUGGACAGCAACCCUGACUUUGCCAAGCAGUACUACGAUACCAAGUUCCGUCCGAAGGUCAUCUCGGACCUUUUCAAAGACAACAAGACUUCCCAGGUGAACACCAGCAGCUUCCACGAGCUGAGCACAGUGGAGGAGAGUGAGAUCAUAUUUGACAUGGUCAGAGACCUGCAGGACAACAUCCAGAUGGAGAAGGCUAUCUUCAACUUCAUGAAACAUCUCAGCUUCAUGAUACGGUCAGAGAAGAUGAGCCUGUUCAUGUACCGGAUGCGUAAUGGCACGGCCGAGCUGGCCACGAGACUCUUCAACGUGCACAAGGACGCCACCUUGGAGGAGUGCCUGGUCCAGCCAGACAGUGAGAUAGUCUUUCCCAUGGACAUCGGUAUUGUGGGCCAUGUGGCCACCACCAAGAAGACUGUCAACAUCCCAGAUGUCUCACAGAGCAGCCACUACAGUGACUUUGUGGACCAGAUCCAAGAAUACCAGACCAAGAGUGUCUUGGCUACCCCUAUCAUGAACGGCAAGGACAUGGUGGCUGUUAUGAUGGCUGUGAACAAGAUUGGAGCUCCACACUUCACUAAGCAGGAUGAGGAGACUCUGUUGAAGUAUCUCAACUUUGCCAACCUGAUCCUAAGAGUGUUCCAUUUGAGCUACCUUCACAACUGUGAGACCAGAAGAGGACAGGUCCUGCUCUGGUCUGCCAGCAAAGUGUUUGAGGAGAUGACAGAUAUUGAGAGACAGUUCCACAAGGCCCUCUAUACCAUCAGGGAGUUCCUUAACUGUGAACGUUACUCUGUUGGCCUCCUGGACAUGACCAAGACUAAGGAAUUCUAUGACCUUUGGCCUGUGCUAAUGGGAGAAGUGCCUCAAUACGAUGGACCCAAGACUCCUGAUGGCAGAGAAAUAAACUUCUACAAAGUGAUUGACUACAUUUUACAUGGAAAAGAGGAGAUCAAAGUUUUACCCAACCCAGCUCCGGACCACUGGGCUCUGGUCAGUGGCCUGCCCACCUACGUGGCUAAGGAGGGACUGAUCUGUAACAUUAUGAACGCGGCACAAGAUGACUUCUUCAGCUUCCAAAAAGGGCCCGUGGAUAGCUCCGGCUGGAUCAUUAAGAACGUCCUGUCCCUCCCCAUCGUGAAUAAGAAAGAGGAAAUUGUCGCAGUAGCCACCUUCUACAACAGGAAAGAUGGGAAACCCUUUGACGAGCAGGAUGAAACUCUGAUGGAGUCUCUCACCCAGUUCCUUGGCUGGUCUGUGCUCAACACAGACACCUAUGACAAGUGGAACAAGCUGGAGAACAGGAAGGACAUCUUCCAGGACAUGGUGCUGUACCACAUCAAGUGCAGGACGGAUGAGACCCAGAAUGUAUUGAAUACCAGGGAUAGGUAUGGAAAGGAACCACAUGAGUGUGAGGAGGUGGAACUGGAAGCAAUCCUGUCGGAAGUUCUACCACCCUCUUCCAAGUCGGAGCUCUUUGAGUUUCACUUCUGUGACUUUGAGCACAGUCAUCUAGACCUGGUCAAGUUAGGCAUUAAGAUGUACUAUGAGUUGGGAGUGGUGGACAAGUUCCACGUCCCCCGUGAGACCCUCACCAGGUUCUGUUACUCCCUCAGUAAGGGCUACAGGCAGAUCACCUACCAUAACUGGAGUCAUGGCUUCAAUGUGGGCCAGACCAUGUUCACUUUGCUCAUGACAGGUGACCUGAAGCGUUAUUACACAGAGCUAGAGACCAUGGCCAUGGUAACAGCUGGCUUAUGCCACGAUGUCGACCACAGAGGUACCAACAACCUCUACCAGAUGAAGUCUGGAAACCCUCUCGCAAAGCUCCACGGCUCCUCCAUCCUGGAGAGACACCAUCUGGAGACUGGGAAGACCCUGCUGAGAGACCCUGCCUUAAAUAUUUAUCAGAAUCUUAGUCGUGCUCAGCACGAGCAUGUCAUUCAUCUGAUGGACAUCGCCAUCAUCGCCACUGACCUCGCUCUCUACUUUAAGAAAAGAACCAUGUUCCAGAAGAUCGUGGACCAAUCGAAGACCUACGAGACCUGGGACGAGUGGACCAAGUACAUGACGCAGCAGACCACUCGCAAGGAGAUAGUCAUGGCUAUGAUGAUGACGGCCUGCGAUCUGUCUGCUAUUGCCAAACCAUGGGACAUCCAGAGCAAGGUGGCGCUGUCUGUGGCUGCAGAGUUCUGGGAGCAGGGUGACCUGGAGAGGACUGUACUGGAACAGCAGCCUAUUCCCAUGAUGGAUAGGACUAAAUCAGCUGAUCUUCCCAAGAUGCAGUGUGGUUUCAUCGAUUUUGUCUGUGCUUUUGUGUACAAGGAGUUCUCCCGUUUCCAUGUGGAGAUCACUCCCAUGCUGGACCGGCUGCUGAACAACAGGAAGGAGUGGAAUGCUCUGAAGGAGAUACAUGAAGCUAAGCUGGCUGCUCUGGAGGAGGCCAAGACAGUCAAGGAGGAGGCAGCUGUUACAGCCACCGCAGCCAAGCAGGCGAGUGCAGCUGAAGCAGCGCCCCAGUCAAAGACCUGUGUUGUCAACUAGACUUGAGAGAUACCAGUCCUGGACCAAAGUGACUGUACCAAGACAGGAGUUUUACGUUCCUGUACCAGAUAUCGGUCUACUAGAGCUGGUUAGCAUUAGCCUAGCGUAGCCUUACAGUAUGCUGAACUUGAGCCGGUUAGCAUUAAGUUAGUAUACCCUUACAGUAUACAUAACUAGAGUAGGUUAGCAUUAACUUAAUUUAGCCUUACAGUAUACUGAACAAGAGUCAGUUAGCAUUAGUUUAGCGUAGACUUACAGUAUACAUAACUAGUACCAAUUAGCAUUAGCUUAGCAUUACAGUAUACAUAACUAGAGCCGGAUAGCAUUAGCUUAGCAUAGCCUUACAGUAUACUGCACUGUGCUGUACAUUGACCUAUAUAUGGUACCAAACCAGAGGAUCCACAGGAUGAAGCAGUUCAUGGACAAAUUCAAACACAGCCUAUUCCUGUGCAAUGAAUGUAAAUAUUUAGGUAUUUUACUGGAAUUUACCAUGUACUUACACACUCAUUAAUUUGGCAAUGUGAAAUUGACUUCCUUAGAAAUACGGAAUUCAGUUAGCAAAAAAAGGUUGGGUAUCAUUUCCAUAGGCUAAACAUACACUGUAUUCUGAAAGUAUUCAGACCCCUUAACUUUUGCCACAUGUUGAUAUGUUACAGCCUUAUUCUAAAAUGU